This is a messenger RNA of Mobula hypostoma (lesser devil ray), 3364 nucleotides long. RefSeq names its product MKKS centrosomal shuttling protein (gene mkks). The record is from RefSeq and is a predicted model, not a curated record. Gene Ontology annotation, molecular function: ATP binding; ATP hydrolysis activity. Lineage: Eukaryota; Metazoa; Chordata; Chondrichthyes; Myliobatiformes; Myliobatidae. The transcript is spliced from 4 exons. The coding region runs from base 1 to 1719 and encodes 572 amino acids. Gene Ontology annotation, cellular component: kinociliary basal body; nucleus; cytoplasm. Gene Ontology annotation, biological process: chaperone-mediated protein complex assembly; intracellular transport; protein folding.
AUGUCCCGCAUUGUACCGAAAGUAUCAUCCACGUGCAGUUCUGGACCCUUAAAUAGCAAUGUGCUUUGUCAAGCGCUUUCUAUUGUCAGAGGAAUUGUGGAGUCCUGUUACGGCCCUUUUGGUAGACUAAAACUAAUACAUAAUGCUGUUGGAGGCAACAUUAUAACCACAUCACACUCUUCAGUCCUUUUGGGUAAUCUUUCUCUGUCACAUCCUGUGAUAAAGCUACUAAUGGCUUCUAUGUGGAAUCACAUUUCUCGAUUUACUGAUUCUGGACUAUUUGCAACAAUUCUAUGCUGUAAUUUGACUGAAAGUGCAAAACAACUUAACAUACCAAGCAAUCACAUAGUCAAAAUCCAGAAAGAUCUUCUGAAUAUUUGCAUCAGCUAUCUGAGUUCUGAGGAUUGUAGCUGCAAAAUAAAAAUAGAUUUUAGUAACACAAAAAUGUUGCUUUCACUUGUUGGCACAGUGAUAAAUAAACCCACUUGCAUGUUGACUAUCAAAGAAACUGACUACAUCAGUUCAUUGGUGUUAAAAGCAUUCUUUCAUACAAUUCCUUCAGUAAUUGGAGAUAACGUAACCUUGGGAAAGACGUUGAUUGUUCCUAUUGAGGGACAAAAUGUUACUGACUCCUGUGUACUUCAUGGAAUCCUUAUAGAAAUCUUUGCAUCUUAUUCAAUGAAAAUUGAUACUGCAAAGUUGACAUUUGGUUGUAUUAAGAUUGCAGUAUUCAGUGUCUCCAUGUCAGGAGAUGUUGUUGACAGUGGGAAUGGGCAUUGGGAGGUGGCAUCAGGUUUUUGCCCAGAAGAUGAAUCACUUGUACAGCUGCUGAAGGUGGGAGAACAGCUUGUUUGUGAUCAAGUUCAUCUCGUGAUCUGCCAGAAAGUAAUUCAUCCGGUUCUAAAACAAUAUCUCCAGGAGCAACAUAUAAUAGUGGAAGAUCGCCUCGGGAUUGCCCUAAUGGAGCCACUGGCCCAAAUGACAGGUGCACAGCCUAUUAGUUCGUAUUAUCAUCCCAUUUCACCAAGCUGUUAUGGCAAUAUUAAGAAUCUGUUGUUUGUGAAGUGUGGUUCCAGGCAAUUCCUGCAUCUCAUUCCAAAUGAGAACAAGCCUAUAUGUAGUUUAAUACUCUGCAAUAGAAGUGAAGCUGGACUGAAUGAGUUAAAGGUUGUCUGUCAAUCAGCAGAAUGUGUCCUGAAACUGGCACUCAAAGAGCCUUUUGUCUUACUCGGAGGAGGGUGCACUGAAUGUCAUCUAGCUACUACCAUAGAAUAUAAGAGCCACUAUGUGACUGAUGAAAAAUUAGCAGAGCUGGGCUGCUCCCGAACAGAAUACAAAGUUGUUGCUGAUAGUUUCUGUCGCUCACUGGCACGUACUGCAUCUUCAUUGGAACAUGAUGGUGGGCAAAACUUCAUUGAUGCCAAAUAUGGCCAUCGUUGGUUAGUCCUACCCAAUACGCCUCUGCAUAUUCACUGGUCUGAAGUAUUUUCUAGAUGUGUUUGUGGAUUUUAUACAGCACACCAAGACCUGAACUGGACUAUUUUAGGUAAUAAGACAACAAUAGCUAGCUUAGAAACAUCGCUUGAGAAGCCUAGUGAAUAUUUCCCAAAUCAAUCUAUAUUGGAUUCGUACAGUGCAAAACUUAAUGCUAUACAAGUAGCAGUAGAAACCGCUAAUUUGAUAGUGGAAUUGCAAUAUGUUAUUCAAGAUCAGAAUUAAAUUUGCAAACCUUUUAUAAUUAAAGCCUCUUUUCUAUCCUACUCAAUUCCAGACUUAAGAUAUAGUUUUCAACCUAGUGACAUAGCUGUAGUGAGUUAAAACGUUGUUCUGACAAAGUUGUGAACAAAUAUUGGAAAAAUUAUGCGUGUUUUUGCAUAACUAUAUUUGUCAACGUGGAGUGGAGAGCGAGUUUGUAAAUCUGGCAGGAGCAAAGAUGUUGGGAAGGGCGAGGGUGGUGUGCCACUGGAGGGGUGUGGAACAGGUGGCGAAGAAGGAGUGCCAGGGCUAAGGGGGUGAAGCGUGGGUGCAGACGCACCCAGCCCUGAGACACCACGCAAGGUCAUAUAAUUCCAAACAAUUAAUUUCUUGAUCAUUACAGAAUGCUUCUCUGGUGCUUCCUGCUCCCUCACCUCUCCCUUCUCCUAGCCUUGAUUCCCCUCUCCCUGCCCCCUUCCCACUCUCUGCCAGCAAUCAAGAUGCUUAUCAGAAUCAGGUUUAUGAUCGCUCACAUAUGUCACAAUUUUUUUUGCUGUAGUGCAGUACAAUACAUAAAAUUACCACAGUACAGUGCAAAAGUGCUAGACAAGAUACAGUUAAGCUGUAUUUUUGGAAAUAGCAUACCAGUGAUUGUUGGUUUAAAUUAAUUGGAGUACUUAUAUGGGAGAUACUAUGCUAAUUUUGCACAUAAGUUCUUGGAUAAAUGCAGUGAGAAAAAUCUGAAUUCUCUGCUUAUUAGUGGUUGAUUUGUUUAUGUUUAACAAGGAUUUUAUAAUGUUCGCAAAUGUAAAAGUUUGAUUUUAGCAAAUCUUUCUACACUUUCAACAUGUAAACUUAUCUUGUCAAAGCUUGUUGACUGAAAUCUAAUUAUAAUCACAACUGUCUUUUAAUUGAUCACCUUAAUUUAAUUGUGAUAAAGUCGAUCUUUGUUAUGCAUUGCCUUUUGUGUUUUUCAUGUUUCCAGACCAUCCAAAAGUUGACUCUUUGCAAGUUUAGCCACUAUGUUCAAACACAGAUCAGCUAGGGAACUGCACAUCCCUUUGAUGAUUUGUUGGUUGCUCUAACUUUGUUCUGUAAUGAAGAUAAGAGCCAAAAGGCUCUUUAAACCUAUCUAUUGUGAAAGGAUUACUUUAGGAAGAGAUCAAGACAUUUGAACAAAUGGCUUGUAAUUAUGAACAAAGAACUUCAUAUUUGACAAUGCACGAUUCUUGGAAAAUGUGAAUUCUGAGAUGUGAAAUAUAUAUUUAUUUGCUUUAGAAUGUUAUUAAAAGUGAAUGGUCAUUUGUAAUUGUGCCUUUCAUAAAAUCAGAAUAUCUCCAAGUACUUCAUUGUCAACAAAGUACAUUUGAAAUACAGCUAUUUUUGAAAGGGAAAUAUAGCGUUUGUGUUGUAAUAGGAUUCCAGAAAGUGAUUAGAUUAUCAACUUAUUGGUAUUUUAGUAUUAAUAAAAUUCCACUUCUGGUGCAAAAUAAAUUUGAAUAAACAUGAAGUUAUUUGCUUAAAUUUCCUAUUAUCUUUAUCAUAGAAUAUUUUCAAAAGCAAUAGUUUGUGAAAGAUUUAACGUAUAAGAAGUCAUGGUCAAUUGUGUCUUCUUUAUAUGUAUCAAUCAAAAUGUAUCUACAACAGUAAUGCCUAAGUACUUCUAAUA